Anopheles aquasalis is the source of this 2473-nucleotide messenger RNA. RefSeq names its product Mitochondrial calcium uptake 3 (gene MICU3). Lineage: Eukaryota; Metazoa; Arthropoda; Insecta; Diptera; Culicidae. The record is from RefSeq and is a predicted model, not a curated record. Gene Ontology annotation, molecular function: calcium ion binding. Gene Ontology annotation, biological process: calcium import into the mitochondrion; mitochondrial calcium ion homeostasis. Gene Ontology annotation, cellular component: uniplex complex.
AUGGCGCUGUGCACAAGUAAACUCGCGCGGGGUUCGAAAAGUUCGAUUUUCUCGGUGAUUUCGCGGAGUUUAAGCCACAAAACCACGGCCAAACCGUGGUAUCAACAUCCGGCAGUGCGGUACAUCUUUGUGGUAAGCGGUGGCCUUCUCGCCUUCACCGCAGCAACGUACAAAACCCGGCCCAAAGUCUACGCCCUGCAGCUCCGCAAGGAUGAAAUCGCGGACAAGGCCAUUAAGCUAACGGCUCGCGAACGGCGCUUCAUCAAGUUCGCCUCGGUCGAGUUCGAUGGACAGAUCUACAUGACGCCGCAAGACUUUUUGGAAUCGGUCGUCGAGCAAGAACCACGACCCCGCCUCAAGAGGAAGUCAUUAACGCAUGCCGAGGUCCAGCAACUCAAGGACUACACUCCACCGUUGAAGCACGGUUCAUCGCAGCUUUUCCGCAGUCUGCGUGACAAAGGCAUCAUAUCUUACACGGAGUAUCUUUUUCUGCUCUCCGUACUGACGAAACCACAUUCAGGUUUUCGCAUCGCUUUCAACAUGUUUGACACGGAUGGUAACCAGCGCGUGGACAAGGAUGAGUUUCUCGUGAUCCGGCAACUGCUCGGAGGAUCGCUGAAGGAUCGUGAUCUUGAUGAAGCCACGCGUAAAGCUCUGCUGCAUCUCGUGUCGACCAGUGCUCAAGCGAAAUUUUUGCUCAAAAACUAUCGCGAGCAGAAACCGAAACAAUCAAUCGGCGAACAGCAGGACCACAUGAAGUCCUCCCCAAACGAAGGCAUGGAGCCACAGCCACCAAACGACAAGAGUAGAAUGAGAAGAUUAAUGGAGAAAAUUUUCAGCUUCGCUUGGAAGGGCAAACGUGGUAUCGAAGCCAAGGAGGGUGAAGAGCCUGGAGAACAUGACGAUUACGUCGACGAUGAGCAGGGGCUGCAGAGGAAGCACAAGGUGGACACGACGCUACAGGUUCACUUUUUUGGCAAAAAAGGCGAUAAAGACCUGCAGUAUGAUGGGUUUUACAACUUUAUGAAGAACCUACAGACCGAAGUACUCGAGCUGGAAUUUUGCGAGUUUUCCAAAGGACACGAGCGCAUCUCGGAGGUAGAUUUUGCGAAGAUUUUACUCCGCUACACGUAUCUGGAUACGGAUGAGUACGAUAAUUAUUUGGACCGUCUGCUGGAUCGAGAGGCGAAGGAAAAGGGCGUUUCUUUCGAUGAGUUCCGUCAGUUUUGCCAGUUUCUUAACAAUCUGGAUGAUUUCUCGAUCGCAAUGCGAAUGUACACUCUUGCCGAUCAGCCCAUCUCCAAAGAUGAGUUUUCCCGAGCGGUUAAGAUUUGUACCGGUUCCGAGCUGAACUCUCAUCUCAUUGAUACUGUGUUCGCCAUUUUCGACGAGGAUGGUGAUGGGCUGCUUUCGUACAAGGAGUUUAUUGCCAUCAUGAAGGAUCGCGUUCACCGCGGAUUCAAAUCCAACGUCAAAUCGGAGGGCUGGGAAGCGUUCAAGCAUUGUCUGAAGCAAGAAAUGAAGCAAAAUGUUUAAGAGCGUCCAAAGGUCAAACUAUCUAUUUCUUCUUCUCUUGUAACUUUACUUCCCUCUUUGAUAUUCUACUACCAGUGGUUUCUACUAGAAAAAAAAACACAAUAUCUUAGGCAAAUUCGGUGCCAUAAACUACGACUAUCCGAUCUCUUCCUUCCCCCCAUCGUGAUGCGCACGAAAACGAACCAUACGGCUCGUUGGUGGUUGCCACCGUAUGUUAAAAAAAAGAUAUGUUACGAACAACAAGGCUCAGCCAUCAACGCAUGCACAUGAUUUUACUUAAUUUAGAAAAAAAUGCGCUUCUUAUCAUUACGAUCGACAUGGUUGUAAAAAAAACGAGAUUCUUUUCUUGUUAUCUAACUUCUCUUUGGUAAGAGAGCAAUUUUAACGUUUCAUUAUACUAAUCUCUCGCUGAUUGGAUUGUUUGGCGAUCCUUUUAAAGAAAGGCUACUUAGCUUCAAAAGCAUACGUUGUUGUUUGUUGCGAAAUGAAAAGGAUCCAUGGAUCACUAAACUGUUUGUUACUCUAGCAAAUCGUGGUGUUACUUACCUAUUUAUUUAAAUUAAUCACCAUAUGCCUUUAGUUGGUCGUUGAGCAAGUGAAAUUCUUUCUUAGUCCGCCCACAAUCUUGCCUUUAACGAUGGCUUUACCUUUGCUUUUAAUGUUCUAUGUUAGAGAAUUCUAUGUUAGAGAAGAGAAUUGUUGUGUCCUGAUGCAUAUGAAAUCGUAGAAUUAAUAACGUAUUAUUCAAGUACGAGUACGACAUCGCUGCGAACACCUAGCGUGUUUCAGCCGGAUUGCAAAACAUACUUUAUAUGAUUUGUAGUGAAAUGCAAAAUGGUAGCUUACCUCUGCGAUGCUAUGAUCUUUAUAAAAAUACCAGCUUAACACAUUUUGUUCACUCAUUUAUUUUUGAAUUAAAUAUUCGGAACGAUUCAAG